CCUUUUCCCACUUGGUUUAGAAAAGAUAAUGUGUGAAAGUCUCAUCUUCAUUACUAAAAGCCUCUUUUUCUCUGCAGGAUCAAAGUGCUUAACUUUGUUAGUUGAAAUCCACCCUGUUAACAAUGUGAAGGUUCUAAAAGCGGUGGAUAGCUACAACUGGGUACAGUUCCUCUACCCAUAUGUUGAAAGCCAUCCUCUUCCAGAGAACCAUCUGUUACUGAUUUCAGAAGAGAAAUAUAUUGAGCAGUUUCAUAUCCAAGUCACCCAGGAAGAUGGAAAUAAAGUGGUGAUUAAAAAUUCUGGCCAUCUGUCAAGAGACAGAAUAGCUGAGGAUUUUGUUUGGGCUCAGUGGGACGUGCCAGACCAGAGAUUAUACUACAUUGACCUGAAGAAAUCAAGGAGCAUCUUAAAAUGCAUCCAGUUUUAUGCUGAUGAGAGCUUUAACUUAAUGUUUGAAGUGUGCUUGGACAUAUCAUUAAGUGACUCAGGAUUUAAACUUGUCAACUUUGGAUGUGAUUGUCGUCAAUACCAGGAGAAAUUAUCCAAACAUCCUACUCUGUGUGUUUUUACCAACCAUACAGGAAGCUUGUGUGUCUGUUACAGCCCUAGGUGUGCGUCUCCGGAGCAAAUCACAUACUCGGUGUUUUACAUUCAUAAAGGACACAGCAAGACCUUCACUGCUGCUCUUGGGAGUGCUGGCUCGCACCUGACGAAGGGUGUUACUUUUCUCAACCUCGACCAUUAUGUGGCUGUUUACUUACCUGGUCAUUUCCUCCAUCUACUUAACAUUCAGCAUCCAGACUUGAUCUGCCACAGUUUGUUUCAGACAGGAAAUAAUGAAAUGGUUGAUAUGCUACCUCAUGGCUCUUUACAGUCACUGUCACAGUCCCUGGUCCUGGAUUGUUGUUCCGGAAGGCUCUACAGAGCAUUCCUCAACCAGUCCUAUUUAUUAUGUUUCCUAUGGAACACCUCCCGAGACUGUGAGAAGAUGGCCGCAUUGCACUGUGUGCUGUCCUGUGGCCGAGGCCCACGGUUCCUGGAAGGCCAGAUUAUUCAAUGGGUUUCUGAGAAGGCCUCUGCCUGCCAUUCAUUUGACCUCAUUCAGGAAUUUCUCAUUGCUUCUUCAUAUUGGAGCGUAUAUCCAAAAACAAGUAACGUGGAUAAACUUUUGCCAUAUUCCUCAGUGCUCACUUGGAAUAUAGAAAUUCCUGGAAUAACACUUGUGACGGAAGACAUUGAGUUGCCUCUCAUGAAGGUGCACAGCUUUAAGGGCUACUGGGAAAAACUGAACUCCAACCUAGAAUACGUUAAGUACACCAAGCCACAUUUACACUAUAACAACAGUGUGGUCAGGAGAGAAUGGCACAACCUGAUCUCUGAAGAGAAAACAGGAAAAAGAAGAUCCACGGCAUAUGUGAGGAAUAUUCUUGAUAAUGCAAUAAAGGUGAUUUCUAACUUAGAAACGAGGAAUUCGGAGCCAAGAUUAACACCCCUCUUGCAGGAGGAAGAUAACCACCAGAGGCUGCUGAUAGGGCUGAUGGUGUCUGAGCUACAAGACCAUCUUUUGAGACACCUACAGGGUGUAGAAAAGAAGAAAAUUGAACAGAUGGUACUGAGCUACGUUUCAAAACUGCUGGAUGUCAUUUGUUGCAUCCUGGAAACCAUUUGGAGGAAACAUAAUCUUCAUUCCUGUGUUCUCCACUUCAACAGGCAAGGCAGUGCUGGUGAAUUCGCGGUCUUUCACAUCAUGACCAGGAUUUUGGAAGCUACUAACAGUUUGUUUUUACCCCUUCCUCCCGGUUUUCACACUCUGCACACCAUCCUUGGGGUCCACUGUCUCCCUCUGCAUAACCUGCUGCAUUACAUUGAUAGUGGAGUGUUGCUUCUCACCGAAACAGCUGUCACAAAGCUCAUGAAAGAUCUGGACAACACAGAGAAAAAUGAAAAACUAAAAUUCAGCAUCAUUGUGCGGCUUCCUCCGCUUAUUGGUCAGAAGAUCUGUCGACUUUGGGAUCAUCCUAUGAGUUCUAACAUCAUUUCACGGAACCAUGUGACAUGGCUGCUUCAGAACUACAAGAAACAGCCUUGGAAUUCUAUGAUUGACAAGUCAUCAUUCAGAGUAGAAUUUUUGCCUUUGAACUACUUCGUUGAAAUUCUGACAGAUAUAGAAUCCUCCAAUCAAGCUCUGUGUGCUUUUGAAGGACAUGACAAUGUGGAUGCAGAAUUUGUAGAAGAAGCAGCUCUGAAACACACCACAAUGCUUUUAGGCCUAUAAAAGAAAACACAGUUGGAUCUGCUUCUGUGAUUUGAAUCUCACGCAUUAACUUUACUCUUGUUGAGAAUUCUUUACCAAUAUUUAAAAUUGGUAAGAAAAAUCUGAAUAUGUUGUUGAGCCAUCUGAAUUUCAGUCUGGUAUUUGUUCAGACAGAACUCAACUUCUAUACCUUAUUCCAAUUUUGAAUUGCCAUUGAACUGUCAAAUGUAGAGAAAUGGACAGCCCAAGGAGGGAGACAGUGGCGUAAACCAUGCUCUUCCUAGUAGCUCAUCUUUCUUGUAGCUUAAAGGCCAAGAGCUAGUUUCUGUUGCAUUCCGAAAUAUGCUUUAAAAAUGGAGGGAACAAUGAUCGGAGAGCAAAAACUAGGUACAUCAUUGAAAUAACAUAUAACAAGCAAGAAAAUUAAACGGUGCCCAUGAACACUACUUGGAAAGAAGCUACUAAAAGAAACCAACAAAAACACUGAAUUUGGACUAAAUCUGCCAUCUCCUGUACAGAAUAAUUUGUAACAUAUAGUAAUUUAUACUUAGUUUUUAGUGUAGGGUUUGUUUAUUGAUAGUGCAGAUGAAACUGUAUUUAUAAUAAUUGUUUUAUAUUUAUGGAAAUUUGAUUUAAAA
This is a messenger RNA of Otolemur garnettii (small-eared galago), 2892 nucleotides long. It is a transcript of the gene GSAP, whose product is annotated as gamma-secretase activating protein. Gene Ontology annotation, cellular component: trans-Golgi network. Bases 29 to 2275 code for a protein of 748 amino acids. NCBI's taxonomy places the organism in Eukaryota, Metazoa, Chordata, Mammalia, Primates, Galagidae. The record is from RefSeq and is a predicted model, not a curated record. Gene Ontology annotation, biological process: positive regulation of amyloid-beta formation. The transcript has 26 exons.